AUGGCUAGCAAGCCACGAGAAGACCCGGGUUCGACUGUCCCGGUGGAAGAUCGGAUUCUAAGCAAGAAAGAGAUCAAGGCGAUCCUCUCAGGAGCACCACAUUUCUUACUGGAACGAGGCAAGCAUAAACGCUGGUAUCCCCAAGUUAUCUUCCCCUGGGAUGAUCAUCGCCCAUCCAUCCAGCGAAUGCUGGAUCGCAAGCCGCUUUCUCAUCCGGCUUUCACUCUAUGUACUCUUCAUGCCCACCUGCCCGUGCCAGACGACUGGGCCGUGAGAGGGGGCGUACCGACUCCAAUCGAAUGCUGGGGGCGAAGCGACGCCUCCAAAAGAGCCACCUUCGACGUGGGCAUAUUCGAAGUCCCAAACAUGCUCGGCAACAAUGGUCGAGAACCGGGGACUGUGGGCUUCCGACAUUUCCUUGAAUUACCAAUAUCGGACGCAAGAAGAUACACUGGCCCGGAAGAGCCACGCCAGGCCCCCAAUAUCCUGCGCGUGAAUUCUCUACCAGCAACGGAGGCCUUUGAUCUCAUGGAAAACUACAACAGGCCUUAUUCGCAGUGCCUGAGUGGAGCUGUCUAUGAUAGGCGACAACUGAUCCGAGAUGGUCCGAAUGCCUGGAAGCGCAUCGGAGUCCGCGACAUCAACUUACGGACUUUGACGAAACGGAUCGACCAUCUGCGACAGAUUCGUCGCGGCGUGCUUCGUGAUGGUUCAACAAGUACCAUACUCGAUUUUGAAACAUCGCACGAGCAGCAUGACCUGCUACAUUCGCAGUUUCUCUACCCCCGCCCACCACUGGCCGACGUGAUGCCGGGACACCCCCAAAGCACCAAGUCUCAGAUCAAAACAUUGACCACGGUGUUGGCUACUCCUGGAGCAUGGGUGGAUUUCAGCUUGCCGGAAUGGCGCUUUCGGGCAGGCCAGCUACUCUGGGAAGUAUCUCGCCAGGGAACAUCCUCGAAGACGUCAAAAGAGCCAUGGAUAAAUGAUGGUAUGGAAAGGAAGUGGCUGCUGGUUCAGCUGCUUCUUGCAGCCGAGCUACUCUUCCGCCUCGAUGCCUUUGUCCGCAUUGAUAUGCUACACGACCCCCAUGGUGGCCAAAUGACGGUUCAAGAAGUAUACAAUUUCGAUAAACUUCGCGAAGGCAAGGUAAACUGGGAUCUUGUUGUCGUGCGCCGCUUUCUUGACAAUCUCGAAAUGGGAUGUCCAUCGAUCUCGCCAGCGGCAUCUGCUGAACAGAACACACCCACCAAGACAGGUCGGCUUUCAUUCUUUGAGUCUAUCGGCCGUCAUAUCUCUUCUGCCACUGAAAAAGCCGACUUGUGCUCCCCCUGGCAAUGUCAUAUAAGCUCGCCCCACACCCGACAACAACUUGAAGGAUUAUACAACUUCGCCGAGAAUAUCGGCUGGCCAAAGAUGGAUGCGUUACGGUCUACCUUUGAAGAAAUGCUACGAAGAAACAGGAGUAUCUUCUUUACUCAGCCAACCGAUAUCCCUCGCGACCAGGAAAAUACACCCAUCCAGCCCGGCGCGGCACUACUGGCCGACGAAAAGAACAUGUACAGUCGUAGCGCAUCACGUCGUUGCGUUCGACUCCACAGCACCUGUCCAGAAGAUGGCGAUCUGCAAGGCAAUGAGCCUCUUGGCUGGAUUUCUCGAAGCUGGCUCUCUGGAUUUGUGAUUCCUGGCGAAGCCAUCUGCCACCUCCUCAUCGGGACGCUACUCGAAAACGAUGAGGAGGCAAUGCAGCAGCUUGGCGCGAUGGCGAAUCUCUACGGUGGCUUUGCUUACGCAGGACGCAGUUGGUGGAGUAAAUCGUGCAUUGUUGGGCGUGUCUUGUCUAGUCUGGAAAAUACAAAAACUUGCAUGGGGUGGGUCGGAAGUGAUAUACUUCCCCGCGAUGUAACUACAUUGGAGGUACUAGCACAUGGUUGGUUUGAAGUUGCGGUCGAAAAACCGUUGGAGCGGUCGGGAAAAGCCAGAAUCAAGCAAGGAGGGAAGCUUGCGGCUGAGUCGACGCCGCUGGGGAUGGGAGAUAUCACAGCUGAUGCAUUUACUCUGCCCAUUGACCUACCAGCGUCGACGCCAACUACCGUCAGCUUGGGUGCAUUAACCUUGUCAGUCAGCACUUUGAUUAAUCGAGGCAUCACAACCAGUGAAGAGACAUCGCUUUCUUUCUCCUUGCAGGAAGAGGGAAAAAGCUCGACUGCUGCAGUAUCCUUCCCACUGAAGCAUAACGUGCGGUUUAUAUCAGCCCAUGCAUGUCUCCCACCGCUUGGCUUUACAUCACACCAUCACUCUCACCACGAGCAACCAUUGGAAGACGAGGCUGUGGCUAAUAACAGCCAAGAGAAACCCUCAACCUGGGGUCAGUAUACACGUCUCCCUGGUCAUCCCUUACACCGGUCUUUCCCGUAUCAACAUGUGCUACUUGACACCCUCCCCAACCAUCGGGGCCCGCAAGCCACACCAGGGUCCAGUGCAGACAAAGAAGUGCUAGUUAUCGACGCCCGUGGACCUCGAGCAAACGAAACUUUUGUGCGAGCCUGGUGCGCAUCAAUUGGCAGCCACGCGCUCAUCGGUCGUGCGGGGCGAACCUGCGUGGCAUGUUGUGUGCGAGAGGCAAGGGCAGUGGAUGUUCAAGUCGUGGUGCGAGUCGGGGAGUGA
Molecule: messenger RNA, 2667 nt
Organism: Penicillium manginii
Lineage: Eukaryota; Fungi; Ascomycota; Eurotiomycetes; Eurotiales; Aspergillaceae
Exons: 1
Coding region: 1-2667 (888 amino acids)
Source: RefSeq, a predicted model, not a curated record